ACCUUUUAUUGGCACCGCCAGUUGUUGCUCGUCGAGCACUUGGACUGGUGCAUUGUUGCCAAGAGUUGAAGUCAUGGGAGUUCACGGACUUUGGAGGCUGCUGGAGAGCACAGGGAAACCCAUCAACCCUGAGACACUGGAGGGAAAGAUUCUUGCUGUCGACAUCAGCAUAUGGCUGAAUCAGGCAGUGAAGGGCGUGCGGGACCGCCACGGCAACAGUGUCCAGAACGCCCACCUCCUCACUCUCUUCCACCGCAUCUGCAAGCUGCUCUUUUUCCGCAUCCGCCCGGUCUUUGUGUUUGAUGGUGAUGCUCCGCUACUGAAGAAGCAAACACUGGCUUUGAGGAGGCAGAGGAAAGAAGAGUUGAGCCAAGAGUCCAAAAAGACGAAUGAGAAGCUCCUCAAGACCUUCCUGAAGAGACAAGCUAUCAAAGCUGUGCUUGGAGACAACAAUAAGGAGCCUCUACCCAGCCUCUCCAAUGUGAGGAGGAACGAGGAGGAUGACAUGUAUGUUCUACCAGCUCUGCCGCCUGCAGAGGAGGAGUCCAAAAACAGCUCAGAGGAGGAGGAAGAGAACGACGGUGAGGAUAUGGCGGAGCAGAUGUCUGAGGGGGAAGAGCUGUACGCAGACCCCAACUCUGUGGACAUCAACUCUGAAGAGUUUGCCUGUCUUCCCCUGGAAAUGAAACAUGAGCUACUCAAAGACAUGAAGGAGUUUUCCAAAAGGCGCAGAACUCUGUACCACAAACCUCCUGAGCUGUCUGCUGACUUCUCUCAGUACCAGCUGGCCGGCUUGUUGCACAGGAACAAGCUGAAUCAACGUCUGGAAGGAGUGGAGAAGGAGAUGAACCAGAGCAGUGCCGGCAGCACGGCGCAGCUCUACGGGGAGGACCAAGAGGGUCUCGACGUUGAGUCGCGUCGACUUGUCUCCGAAGAUAACUCCCACUACAUCCUCAUUAAAGGCUCCAACAAAACUAAAAAUCCUCCAGAGAGCCAGCCUGCCACGGCCGCAUGGACUGGGAAUUCAGCCUUUCAAAAGCGAGCAGUGGGCAGGCCGGAGCCUCUUUGGCAACCGCUGUCAGCGGAAGAAGAUAAAAAGCAAGUUUCCUCGUCAGAAGACUGCAAGCCUUCAGUGUCGAAACAAGCGUCGCCACCUUCGCCUCGCACACUGAAGGCUAUCCAGGCGGCCAUGAGCGACGACUCUGAUGUGGAAAGGAACGUGGAGCAGGAAAGGACAGACGGUGGCAUUUCUCCACGUACGAUGCUCGCCAUCCAACAAGCUCUGGCUGAGGAGGAGGAAGAAGCAAAGCACGGGACUCUGAGCAGCAACUCUACCGCAAAGUCACAAAUAGUAAUCAGCAGCUCUGAGGAGGAGGAAGAAGCAAAGCACGGGACUCUGAGCAGCAACUCUACCGCAAAGUCACAAAUAGUAAUCAGCAGCUCUGACGAAGAAAAAGAAGCAAUCAGAGAAAAGUGUGACCUUACAAAGAGCCCUGCAGCCAAAACUGUACCUGGUGACUUGUUAGGUGUUAGCUCCGAAGAUAUGGACCAAGUCAUUGGAAAGAGAAACAAAGCUUUUCACUUUGCAGCAGAUAUUUGGGAAUCGAACGCAGAAUGUUAUGGUGGGGUGAAGAACGAGGUGCUUAAAGCCAAACCACAGGAUGUAAGGACAGGAAGUCCGAGUCCGACAAAGAAAGUGGAUGAGAAAGGAGACUCGGCGCAGGGUCUGACUUUUGAGAAGGAGCAUCAAGUCCAUCCUGAGGCUGGUGUGUCCGUGGAUCUGCGAGAUAAACCUGAGCAGCGGACUAAUGAAUCCAUCGGGGAGGAAGAGAGCGAAUCAGAAGACAGCUUCUAUGAAGUAUCAGAGGAGGACCACGAAGAGGAGGUCCUUGAAGAUCAGACCACGCAAGGAGCAGGAAGUCCGUCCAAAGCAGCCGGAAGUCCUGCAGAGUCUCUGAAGUCGGAGGAUGAAGAAGACGAUAAAAUGCACACCGAAGUGGAAGAAGAGUUGGAGGAGUCAAGCCUUCCUCCUGCAGUCAACGAAUGGGACGAUUUGGAUGUGGCUGAGCUGCAGUCUCUGGAGAGUUGCCUGCAGGUGGAACAGAGCAGCCUGAGGGAGCAGAAACAGCAGCAGGAGAGGAUGGCCAACUCCGUCACAGGGCAGAUGUGCCUGGAGACGCAGGAGCUCCUGCGGCUGUUUGGGAUUCCCUUCCUGGUGGCGCCGAUGGAGGCAGAAGCUCAGUGCGCCGCCCUGGAUCGAACCGACCACACCAACGGGACCAUCACGGACGACUCGGAUGUCUGGCUGUUUGGAGGGCGACACGUGUACAAGAACUUCUUCAGCCAGAACAAAUACGUGGAGCACUACCAGUUCAGUGACCUCCAGAACCAGCUGGGUUUGGACAGGAUCAAACUCAUCAACCUGGCCUACCUGCUGGGAAGCGACUACACGGAGGGCGUGCCCGGGGUGGGUUAUGUGACCGGCAUGGAAAUACUGAAUGAGUUCCCAGGCCCUGGACUGGAGCCACUCACAGAGUUCAGCAAGUGGUGGUCGGAGGCUCAAGAGAGAAAGCGUCUGAGCGCCAAUCCUGGCGACACCAAAGUGAAGAAGAAGCUGCGGGAGCUCAGACUUCAGCCUGGCUUCCCAAACCCCGCGGUGGCUCAGGCGUACCUGCAGCCCGCCGUCGACCAAUCAGACGGCUCCUUCAGCUGGGGGCGCCCACAACUGGACAUGAUCAAAGAUUUCUGCCAAGCUCGCUUUGGUUGGAGCGCUCAAAGAACCAGCGAGACUCUUCAACCUGUGAUCAAGCAGCUCAACACUCAGCAGACCCAGCUGAGGAUCGACUCCUUCUUCCGCAUGGAGCAACAGGAGAAGCAGGCCGUCCGGAGCCAGCGACUCCGCCGGGCCGUCACCUGCAUGAAGAGGAAGGAGCGAGGGGAGGAAGACCACCUAGAAGAAGAAGAAGGAGGAGGAACCAUCGUGUCUCCGUCCAGGCCCAGGAAGGCCAAGACCACGGAGAAGAAGAAAGGUGAUUGGAGUGUGGUCAGAGGAGAUAGAGAUGGGUGUGUGGUCAGAGGAGAUAGAGAUGGGUGUGUGGUCAGAGGAGAUAGAGAUGGGUGUGUGGUCAGAGGAGAUAGAGAUGGGUGUGUGGUCAGAGGAGAUAGAGAUGGGAGUGUGGUCAGAGGAGAUAGAGAUGGGUGUGUGGUCAGAGGAGAUAGAGAUGGGAGUGUGGUCAGAGGAGAUAGAGAUGGGUGUGUGGUCAGAGGAGAUAGAGAUGGGUGUGUGGUCAGAGGAGAUAGAGAUGGGUGUGUGGUCAGAGGAGAUAGAGAUGGGUGUGUGGUCAGAGGAGAUAGAGAUGGGUGUGUGGUCAGAGGAGAUAGAGAUGGGUGUGUGGUCAGAGGAGAUAGAGAUGGGUGUGUGGUCAGAGGAGAUAGAGAUGGGUGUGUGGUCAGAGGAGAUAGAGAUGGGUGUGUGGUCAGUGGAGAUAGAGAUGGGUGUGUGGUCAGUGGAGGGUUCUUAAGUUCAGCAGGAAGUGGAGAAACUGGGAUGGUGUCUCAGAGCGCUGUGAGCUGCUCCUCUCAGGACCGCUCUGAGGUUACAAAGAUCGUACCGCAGAAGACGAGUAGGAGGAGUCACAGCAGCUCCGGCGAGGACAGCGAAGACGACAAUUAUGCGCGGGUUGCUAUGGUUACGGCACGAUCCGUGUUUAAGGCCAACGUGAGAGGACGCGGCACAAAAAGCAAGAGAGGGAGAGGAAGGGGAAAGAAAAACUAAAAACAGGAUUUUUUUAUUUUGUAGUUUUCCUAGUUUAUUUUAAACGUCAAAAAACUAAUAAUAAUAAAAGGAAAAAUAAUCAGGAACAUUGAAUUAAUCAUGUGUAAACGCUGAAUAUAUGCUCCUUUAAACGUCGGUGCACAGAUGAGUGACUUCUUUUCUCCCAGCUCCUGAAUGACAUUCUUACAAUAAAAUUGCUUUUGUGUCAAAA
Messenger RNA from Nerophis ophidion (straightnose pipefish), 3986 nucleotides. RefSeq names its product excision repair cross-complementation group 5 (gene ercc5). Bases 74 to 3775 code for a protein of 1233 amino acids. Gene Ontology annotation, cellular component: nucleus. Gene Ontology annotation, molecular function: DNA endonuclease activity; single-stranded DNA binding. The transcript has 16 exons. Gene Ontology annotation, biological process: nucleotide-excision repair. The record is from RefSeq and is a predicted model, not a curated record. NCBI's taxonomy places the organism in Eukaryota, Metazoa, Chordata, Actinopteri, Syngnathiformes, Syngnathidae.